Molecule: messenger RNA, 1104 nt
Organism: Psilocybe cubensis
Lineage: Eukaryota; Fungi; Basidiomycota; Agaricomycetes; Agaricales; Agrocybaceae
Exons: 8
Coding region: 1-1104 (367 amino acids)
Biological process (GO): Golgi organization; proteasome-mediated ubiquitin-dependent protein catabolic process; membrane fusion
Cellular component (GO): cytosol; nucleus
Molecular function (GO): ubiquitin binding
Source: RefSeq, a predicted model, not a curated record
AUGUCCGAUAACAACAAUUCUGGUGGCCGUACCCUUGGAGGUGACCCGGCUGAACCCUUGCCGUCCAAUUGGGCGCGUCCUGCUGCAGCUCCAAGAGUUGGAAGGAUUGGCGAUUGGUCUGGUUCAUCAUCAACAAGCGCACCUAGAGGAGGCGGCCGAUUCGCCACGAUUUCGGGCUUGGGCGGUGGUGCCGGUGGUGGAGGUCAAAGACAGCCACAGGGUGACGAUGAGGACGAGGAUGACGAGAAUAAGGGUGCCGAGAGCUGGUUUGCUGGUGGUGAACGAAGUGGUAUUAACGUGCAGAAUCCCGAUCGACAACGUGCGGUCCCUGGAGGUGAUAUGGUCCGAGAUCUUCUUAGACGCGCGGCACAGGCAGGCCCCCCUCCCGAAGCUCCGGCCAGAUCGUCUAAUGUCUUCACUGGCGGUGGUCACACCCUGGGUAGCGAUGAAGUUGAAAGCUCCUAUAUCCCAGGCAAUGAAACCGCUAUUCGCCAUUUAACCUUUUGGCGUGAUGGAUUCCAGGUUGAAGAUGGGGAGCUCAUGCGAUAUGACGACCCCGCGAAUGCCCAAAUAUUGGCAGAAAUAAAUGCAGGCCAUGCUCCACCUUCUAUUCUCAAUGUUCGACGCGGCCAACCUGUCGAAUUGCGUGUAAACAAACGAACGGAAGAUGACUAUGUUCCCCCGAAAGGAACAAAAGUCUUCUCAGGAUCAGGUCAUAGACUUGGAGCCGUCGUCCCUGACUUCAAUGCUGAGGCAGGCAGGAGCACUACCCAAAUGCCCGGAACGUUCCCUCCAUCAGCUCCAGCCACUUCCGCGUCAUCCGAAGACCGUCCUAAAAUUGCUACCAAAUUCGAAGUUGAUCAAGACAAGCCUAGUACUAGUAUUCAAAUAAGACUGGCCGAUGGAACUAGAAUGGUUGCUCGUAUGAACUUGACUCACACCGUUGGAGAUAUCAGGAAUUUCAUCAACGCCUCUCGCCCUGAAAAUUUGACACGCCCUUACACUAUCGGCACCACCUUCCCAAACCGAACAUUGGAUGACGAUACCGCGACUAUCCAAGGAGCAGGCCUCGUCAACAGUGUUGUCGUACAACGAUGGGCAUAA